AUGUCCGGGUUGUUGGCGGCCUUGGCGGAGGGCAGGGUGGAGUCUGUCACCUCAGAGCUCAGGAGGCUCACAGACGCUGCUGGAGGUGUGCACAGCAGAGCCGUGGGUGUGCAGGGACCCAGGUUGGCGUCUGCCCCGAGUGAGCUGUGUGACAGUUGUGUUCCUCGCUACCCCGACCUCAGCUUCCUGUCUGUUCAAACGCUGUCCGGUGUGGCCAGGACUCAGGAGAACCUGCAGGCCAGGGACCUGCCCAUCCCCUGGGAGCACCUCGCUCAGCUGCUGCUCCGAAGGGGCUCUCACACGGCGCUGGCCCGUGCUGCUCCAGAAACAGGAAACACUGGUGUGGGGCUGGAGGUCCUCUCGUGGAGUUCUUUUCUCUUUAAAGCAGUUCUCGCUGCUCCUGGGGACAAUUCCUGGAGUUCAGGCCCCAUUAACCUGGGCCUCUCACAGGCUGGCUCUUAG
Molecule: messenger RNA, 462 nt
Organism: Rangifer tarandus platyrhynchus (Svalbard reindeer)
Lineage: Eukaryota; Metazoa; Chordata; Mammalia; Artiodactyla; Cervidae
Source: the annotation of a GenBank genome assembly